AGUUAUUGUAACCUACAAUCUAUUUUUUUCUUCUUUUUCCUUCUUUUUCCAGCAAAUGAGGCAACUGCACGGCGGAGGGGUCCCAGAGGAGACAAAGGGCCACCAGGAGAAAGGGGUCUACCAGGUGUACCCGGCAUAGAUGGUGAAGAUGGUCCACCAGGGCCACCAGGCCCCCCUGGUCCUCCAGGUCUUGGCGGAAACUUUGCUGCUCAGUAUGAUCCAUCUAAAGCAGCUGAUUAUGGCCAUGGACCCAUGGGUAUAAUGGGACCCAGAGGCGCACCUGGAAUAAGUGGACCCCCUGGUGCUCAAGGUUUCCAAGGACCUGCUGGUGAGCCUGGUGAACCUGGUCAAACAGGUCCCGUUGGUUCCCGUGGUCCAGGUGGUCCUCCUGGAAAGGCUGGUGAAGAUGGUCACCCUGGAAAACCUGGAAGAUCUGGUGAGAGGGGCGUUUCUGGUCCUCAGGGUGCUCGUGGUUUCCCUGGAACUCCUGGUCUGCCCGGCUUUAAAGGAAUUAGGGGACACAAUGGUCUGGAUGGUCAAAGGGGACAAGCCGGUGCUCCAGGUGUCAAGGGUGAACCUGGUGCCCAUGGUGAAAAUGGUAGCCCAGGACAAGCUGGUGCUCGUGGCCUCCCCGGUGAAAGAGGAAGAGUAGGUUCUCCUGGACCCUCUGGUGCUCGUGGAAGUGAUGGCAGCGCUGGCCCAACCGGUCCUGCUGGCCCCAUUGGUGCUGCUGGUCCUCCAGGUUUCCCAGGUGCUCCUGGUGCCAAGGGGGAUAUUGGAGCUGCUGGUGCUGUCGGUCCCAGUGGUCCUGCUGGUCCAAGAGGUGAGCCUGGACUUCCUGGUGCUUCUGGCCCCGUUGGCCCUCCAGGCAACCCUGGUGCUAAUGGCAUUGCUGGUGCUAAAGGCGCAGCUGGUCUUCCUGGUGUUGCUGGUGCUCCUGGUUUGCCUGGUCCUCGUGGUAUUCCUGGACCUGCUGGCCCAGCUGGUGCAGCUGGUCCUAGAGGACUUGCUGGUGAGCCUGGCCCUGCUGGAUCCAAGGGAGAAACUGGUAACAAGGGUGAACCUGGUGCUGCUGGUGCACCGGGUCCCGCUGGUCCAAAUGGUGAGGAAGGCAAGAGAGGCUCUACUGGUGAAGCUGGUGCUACCGGUCCUCCUGGUCCAGCAGGUCUAAGAGGCGUUCCUGGGUCUCGUGGUCUCCCUGGAUCUGAUGGCAGAGCUGGUGGUAUGGGACCUGCUGGAAGCCGCGGUGCUCCUGGUCCCGCUGGUGCUAGGGGUCCUAGCGGUGAUUCUGGUCGCCCUGGUGAGCCUGGCCUCCUUGGUCCAAGAGGUCUUCCAGGUCAACCUGGUAACCCAGGCCCUGCUGGCAAGGAAGGUCCCGUUGGUUUCCCUGGUGCCGAUGGUAGAGUUGGCCCAACUGGUCCAGCUGGUGCAAGAGGCGAGCCUGGCAACAUUGGAUUCCCUGGACCAAAAGGUCCCAAUGGUGAACCUGGCAAACCUGGUGACAGAGGCAAUGUUGGUGUUGCUGGCUCACGGGGUGCUCCUGGUCCUGAUGGCAACAAUGGUGCUCAAGGUCCCCCUGGUAUUGCGGGAGGUCCUGGUGCAAAAGGUGAACAAGGUCCAGCUGGCCCCCCUGGCUUCCAAGGUCUCCCAGGCCCCUCAGGCCCUGCUGGUGAAGCUGGUAAACCAGGCGACAGAGGUAUUCCAGGUGAAUUUGGCCUCCCCGGUCCUGCUGGCCUAAGAGGUGAACGUGGCGCUCCAGGUGAAAGCGGCGCUGCUGGUCCUGUCGGUCCCGUGGGAAGCCGUGGUGCAACUGGCCCCCCAGGCCCUGAUGGUAACAAGGGUGAACCUGGCAAUGCUGGUGCCCCUGGUGGUCCAGGCCCAGCCGGCUCUGGUGGAAUCCCAGGCGAGAGAGGUAUUGUUGGUGUCCCAGGAGGCAAAGGUGAAAAGGGUUUACCAGGCCCCAGAGGCGAAGCUGGGGCAACAGGAAGAGAUGGCUCUCGGGGUAUUCCUGGUGCUGUUGGAUCCCCUGGCCCCGCUGGUGGCCCUGGUGAUCGGGGUGAAUCUGGUCCUGCUGGCUCUGCUGGCCCUGCUGGUGCUCGUGGUGCUCCUGGUGAACGUGGUGAGAGUGGUCCUGCUGGCCCUAACGGAUUUGCUGGACCUCCGGGCGCCGCUGGCCAAACUGGUGCUAAAGGCGAGCGGGGUCAGAAAGGACCUAAGGGUGAACUUGGUCCACAGGGUGCUAUUGGCCCAGCUGGCAAUAGUGGACCAGCAGGUCCCGUUGGUGCUGCAGGUCCCGCUGGUGGUCGCGGUGACGCUGGUCCUCCUGGCAUCACUGGUUUCCCUGGAGCAGCUGGCAGAACUGGUCCUCCCGGCCCUGCGGGUAUCACUGGUCCCCCUGGUCCUCCUGGCCAAUCUGGCAAAGAUGGUCCUAGAGGCCCACGUGGUGAUACUGGUCCAGUUGGUCGUCCUGGUGAACAAGGUAUCGUUGGCCCAGCUGGUUUCGCUGGUGAGAAAGGUCCAUCUGGAGAGCCUGGUGCAGUUGGUCCUCCUGGUACCUCAGGACCUCAGGGUUUUCUUGGUGCUCCUGGUAUCCUUGGUCUGCCUGGCUCUCGGGGAGAACGUGGUCUUCCUGGCAUUUCUGGAGGAAAUGGUGAGACAGGACCUGCUGGUAUUGCCGGUCCUCCCGGUUCACGUGGUCCCUCUGGACCCUCGGGUGCUCCUGGUAUAAACGGUUCCCCUGGUGAAGCUGGCCGUGAUGGCAAUCCCGGUAAUGAUGGUCCUCCAGGCCGUGAUGGCGCUCCUGGUUUCAAGGGUGAGCGUGGUUAUCCUGGCAGCAAUGGUCCUGCUGGUGCUGCUGGUGCUCCUGGUCCUCAUGGUUCAGUUGGUCCUUCUGGAAAGCCUGGAAAUCGUGGUGAACCUGGUCCCGUUGGUGUUACUGGUCCUGUUGGUCCUGCUGGUGCAAGAGGUCUUGCUGGCCCACAAGGCCCACGUGGUGAGAAAGGUGUACCAGGUGAUAAAGGACCUAGAGGCAUGCCUGGUUUUAAGGGACACAAUGGAUUGCAGGGUCUGCCCGGUCUUGCUGGCCACCACGGAGAUCAAGGUGCUCCUGGUUCCACUGGCCCUGCUGGUCCAAGGGGUCCUGCUGGUCCUACUGGUCCUCAUGGUAAAGAUGGUCGCAAUGGACAUCCUGGUCCUAUUGGACCUGCUGGUGUGCGUGGUUCUCAGGGUAGCCAAGGUCCUAGUGGUCCACCCGGUCCACCUGGUCACCCUGGCCCACCUGGCCCCAAUGGUGGUGGAUAUGGAUAUGAGAUUGGCUAUGAAUCUGAAUACUACCGAGCUGAUCAGCCAUCUCUCAGACCUAAGGACUAUGAAGUUGAUGCCACUCUGAAAUCAUUGAACAACCAAAUUGAGACGCUCCUGACCCCAGAAGGCUCCAGGAAGAACCCAGCCCGCACCUGUCGUGACUUAAGACUCAGCCACCCAGAAUGGACCAGUGGUUUCUACUGGAUUGAUCCCAACCAGGGGUGCAUCAUGGAUGCCAUCAGAGUGUACUGUGACUUCUCCACUGGUGAGACUUGCAUCAAUGCUAAUCCAGAAAUCAUCCCCACUAAGAACUGGUAUGUCAACAAGAGCCCCAGGGACAAGAAGCAUGUGUGGUUUGGCGAAACUAUCAAUGGUGGUACACAGUUUGAAUACAACGAGGAAGGCGUGACCUCCAAGGACAUGGCCACCCAACUUGCCUUCAUGCGUCUGCUGGCCAACCAUGCCUCCCAGAACAUCACCUACCACUGCAAGAACAGCAUUGCAUACAUGGAUGAGGAAACUGGCAACCUUAAGAAGGCUGUUAUACUUCAGGGAUCCAAUGAUGUUGAACUACGAGCUGAAGGCAACAGCAGGUUCACUUUCAGUGUUCUUGAGGAUGGCUGCUCUAGAAAGACCAAUGAAUGGGGCAAAACAAUCAUUGAAUACAGAACGAAUAAGCCAUCUCGCUUGCCCAUCCUUGACAUUGCACCUUUGGACAUUGGUGGCGCUGACCAAGAAUUCGGUUUGGACAUUGGCCCAGUCUGUUUCAAAUGAAUGAACUCAAACUAACUUAAAACCAAAAAAAAAAAAAUCUCUCUUUGCCAUUUCUUUUUUUAUACUGAAAGCUGAUUCCUUCCAUUUCUUCUGUUCAUCUACUUGCUUAAACUCUGGGCAAAAGAGAAGGAGAAGGAUUGAUUGGAGCGUUGUGCAAUGCAAUUUAAUACAGCCCCAAAAGGACUCAGAAGUCUUUCAAGAUUUUAACACCUUGUUUUGGGAAAUGUCAGCCUUUGUAAAAAAACAAAAUAAAAAAUCAUGAAAGUUUG
Malaclemys terrapin pileata is the source of this 4346-nucleotide messenger RNA. It is a transcript of the gene COL1A2, whose product is annotated as collagen type I alpha 2 chain. NCBI's taxonomy places the organism in Eukaryota, Metazoa, Chordata, Testudines, Emydidae. The transcript is spliced from 51 exons. The annotation marks the transcript as partial. The record is from RefSeq and is a predicted model, not a curated record. Gene Ontology annotation, molecular function: extracellular matrix structural constituent.